UAGGUAAAACUAAUCUCUAGUGCACUUUGUUCAUAAUAAAAUGCAAGAAGUCUGCAGUAGUUUAGACCCCCAAAUGGGAGCACAAAUAAAAUCCGAAUCCCCGCUGAAUCCCUUGCACAUUCAAACCGGACAAACAAUUAUACCACCAGUCGUGCUCGGUGGCAAUACCCCAGGUGGGCCUGUCGUUGUCUCCGGAGGUGGUAGUGGUGGCGGUGGAGGUGGCAUUGGUAAUGCUACACCCAACAACAAAAUGGCACCAAACUGUGAUAAACGCGCCGAUACGGCAUACUGGAUGGGCACCGAAAGUGGCUUCAUCAAUUCUCAGCCAUCGAUGGCCGAGUUCCUCAAUCAUCUGAGUCCGGAGAGUCCCAAAAUGGUCGGCACUCCCGGAUAUCCGGUUGUGCAAGCGGUCGACAGCAUGGACUCGGUGCCUGAAUAUCCCUGGAUGAAGGAAAAGAAGACAUCGCGAAAGAACAACAAUCAAGGUGAGACAUCAAUAAAAAAUGGCCUUCCUCGACGAUUACGUACCGCUUAUACCAACACUCAACUGCUGGAGCUUGAAAAAGAAUUCCAUUUUAAUAAAUACUUAUGCCGCCCUCGAAGAAUUGAAAUUGCAGCCAGCUUAGAUCUAACCGAAAGACAGGUCAAAGUUUGGUUUCAAAAUCGUCGAAUGAAACAUAAGCGUCAAACGCUAUCCAAGACCGAUGACGAAGACAACAAAGACAGCUUAAAAGGUGAUGAUGACAAUCAGUCAGAUAGUAAUUCAAAUUCUAAAAAAUCCUGUCAAGGCUGUGAGUUACCAUCGGAUGAUAUCCCCGAUUCAACAUCAAAUUCAAGGGGACACAAUAAUAACACCCCAAGUGCAACAAACAAUAAUCAAAGUACCGGAAGUUUAACACCUAAUUCAACGUUGGAAUCUGGUAUAUCGUCGAAUAAUAAUAACCUGGGUAAUAAUACAGUUUCGGCAUCAAAUGUGAUUAGCGCUGAUUCAAGCGUAGCUUCAAGUGUGAGCUUAGACGAUGAAGAUGAAAGUCCGGCUAAAGUUAAGAAAAAAGACACUGAACAGAUUGUUAAAAAAGAGGCUGUAUCCACAUCAACGAAACAUUCACCAUUUAGUAGCUACGAAGUCUAUCGCAGAGAUUCAGAUGCUAGCAGUGGUGGUGGAGUAUCCAAUCAAGGUUCACAUUCAGCAGCUCUAAUUUCUGCAGCUGUUUCAACGCAAGUACCAGUUUCGACAUCUCAUUCUGCUACCACCAAGAAAGGCCGAUACCAAUCAAAUAAUUCCACAAACAAUUCACUGCAUGAUGCAAGCUAUUUCCCCGGAUAUUAUCCCCAACAAAAACAACCAACAACACCAAUUCAUCAAUCUCCGCAUGCGAUAGCCGCCCAACAACAACAACAACAACAACAACAUCAACAAGACUACUAUCAUGGCAAAUAUGAAAUUGAAUUCGCUGCUGCUGCUCACCAUCAACAAAAAGUUCAACUAAACACUCCAACGCAUAAUGGAGUCGGUUCCGUUGGAGUUGUUCCAGAUUUUGUCCAUCAUCAGCAACACCUCCAACAACACCCCAACAUAAUCAAAUCACCAGAAAUGAGUUCACUGAAAAUUCACGAAUUUCAAACCAAACCGCCACCUCCGCAUUCCAAUUACCAUCCACAACAGAAUGCGAAUUAUUACCACGGACAAGACCCAAAUUGUGUAUCUACCCCAUAUCCAAACCACAGCUACGGCUACAACCACAACGAGUAUGAAUCAGCAGCGACAUCUAUGAACUCCAGUGGCAACUACUACCACGAACCGAAAACACAAACCACCGGAUAUUAUGAGAAUGCCUUCCACCACCAUCCACACCAAACAACAACACAUCCGGAAUACCACAACAAUUCCGAAGCGACAAACUACAUGCCUACUGGUCCACAAGCGACAAAUAUUGUGGAACAUUGUGAAAACUACAAUUUCCCUGGCUACUAUGAACAGCAUCCACAUGCACAUCCACCCCACCAUCCACAUCAGAUCCAAACCACUAACCAGCAGCAAGUACCGUCGCAACAGCAACAAAUGCACAUACAUCCGGUGCCGGCAGUGAAUGGAAACUUUGUUGAAACAGCCGCUGUGCAGCCGUUUCCAAUGGCUGCCCCAUCGACGGUUACAAAUUCAAAUCUAACCGGCCUUGAGAACUCGAAUAGUUCGUCGGAUUUUAAUUUUCUUAGCAAUUUAGCAAAUGACUUUGCCCCCGAAUAUUACCAAUUGUGUUAGUUAAUUUAAAAUUAUUGUAUUAAAAUAUAAUUAUAUAUAAAA
This is a messenger RNA of Episyrphus balteatus (marmalade hoverfly), 2302 nucleotides long. RefSeq names its product homeotic protein proboscipedia (gene pb). Gene Ontology annotation, biological process: regulation of DNA-templated transcription. Bases 41 to 2260 code for a protein of 739 amino acids. NCBI's taxonomy places the organism in Eukaryota, Metazoa, Arthropoda, Insecta, Diptera, Syrphidae. The transcript has 7 exons. The record is from RefSeq and is a predicted model, not a curated record. Gene Ontology annotation, molecular function: DNA binding; DNA-binding transcription factor activity, RNA polymerase II-specific.